Messenger RNA from Branchiostoma floridae (Florida lancelet), 1629 nucleotides. Its product is annotated as forkhead box protein E4-like. Lineage: Eukaryota; Metazoa; Chordata; Leptocardii; Amphioxiformes; Branchiostomatidae. Gene Ontology annotation, biological process: cell differentiation; regulation of transcription by RNA polymerase II; anatomical structure morphogenesis. Gene Ontology annotation, molecular function: DNA-binding transcription factor activity, RNA polymerase II-specific; RNA polymerase II cis-regulatory region sequence-specific DNA binding. The transcript has 3 exons. The coding region runs from base 67 to 1275 and encodes 402 amino acids. The record is from RefSeq and is a predicted model, not a curated record.
AAUUCAAACCACAGUUCGCUACUGACUCUUGGCAACAACGUUCUCUCUCUACGAUUUAUUAUCAGCAUGACUGGAGAAAGCUUCUCGGCACAGAUGAGCGGAUCGCCGGACGACAACCUGCCCCUGCACCGCUACGACACCGAGGGCAUGCCGCAGGACAACCCGCCUCAGACCGGCAGCUUCCCGCCUGCAGACCACAGCGGGCUCGGCACCACGUCUCCCUCGGACAAGGCUCAGCCCGACACCGAGAAGAACACCGAGUCAGCCAGCGCCAACCGUCGGCGCAGGAAGCAGAGACCCGCCGGCAAGCCUCCCUACAGCUACGUGGCCCUCAUCACCAUGGCCAUCGUCAACUCUCCCGAGCGGAAAACCACCUUGGCGGGCAUCUACAAGUUCAUCAUGGACCACUUCCCAUACUACCGGGAGGCCGACAAGAAGUGGCAGAACUCCAUCCGCCACAACCUGACGCUGAACGACUGUUUCGUCAAGCUGGCCCGCCAUCCCAACCGUCCCGGCAAGGGCAGUCUGUGGGCGCUGGAUCCCGGGGCAGAGGGCAUGUUCGACAACGGCUCCUACCUCAGGAGAAGGAGCAGGUACAAGAGAUCGCACCAGACCACCAACAACCUCCUGCCCGCCAGCUACCCGCCCCAGGUCCCCGUGCCGUCCUACCCACCGCCGCCCUACCCCAACAUGGCCCCCGUCACCGGCACCACCCCGCUCUUCCUCUCCACGUCCUACCCACAGACGACCUCGGCCCAGCCCUCGGCGCACCUCGGCACGUCGUACCGAGGGUCUCCGUCCAGUACCGGCGUGAUGUCGGCCAGUCCGGACAGCUCGUCCACAGACGGCAGCGUGAGCGGAGGGUCGUCACCGGGCGGACAGACGUUAGGAUUGUCUCCGGUUGACAGCAAAGCCUUCCAGCAAGGACUCCUCUCCACUGCGCCACCUAGCGGCUACAACAGCAGACCCGCCCCCUUCACCAGCACAGCGGCCGCCGUGACGUCAUACUCCGCCACGUCCAACACCAACCCCGCCGCUCUCUACCAGAGGUCGACCCCGCAGACACAGCCGCUCACCAACAACUCGUCCUACGGGCCGUCUCACAGCGUGUACCGACCGUCUCCCUACACAACCGCCGGUGCCGGUAACAGCUACCCGCAGACGGGGAUGUACAACGGCUACUCCGCGCCUCAGGGAAACAACGGCUACUACAACAUGAACUCUUUGUCUCAUUUCCACGGUGGUAACAUGGAGAUGUACGCCAACUGUCUGUAAAUGAUUUGUACAUUAUCCUAGAGACGAACGCUAAUGAGGAAAUAUUUUAGUGAAAGCGGAAUGCAAAAUCGUUUCGCCUUGUUUUGCUCGUAUGUAAGACAAUCAUUGUAACAGCAGAAGGAACUGUGGUCUUUGAAACAAAACGUUCGUGUGCGUAAAUUGUUCACACUUUUAAAACAAUUGCAUCGAUUGCUUAGAUGUACUGACAGUGUAACAUUGAGCUAUCCGAAAUUGUUGGUCACAGUCACGCAACUUUGAUUCCAAUCUUGUGUCAAUCGCUCCCAAUUUGAAAAUUUAUGUGAUGUUGUAAAUGCACAGAGUGAAGAAUAAAUGUUUAUUUUAUUGUGAAUACAA